CGAUGCCAUGUCCAAGUCAAACUCUGUGACUCCACAUUUAAACAUCAUUCCAAUUCCUUCUAUACAUUUUCAUAAUUCCCAUAUUGUUGUUUAUUUUUUAAAAAACUUUAAGUUUUAUGAUAAAUAAUAGAAAAUCUAAUUGUUCACUUUCCUUUAAAUUUGAAAAAGUUUCGUAGUGUCAGAAAUAGUUAAAUGGCGAUAGAGGCUAUUAUGAAAAAAAAUCAGACUGAAGAUUCAGUGCUGAAUAAUGACAAUGAAUGGAAUGAUGAUGCCGAGCCAAACUUUAGUGAUCCUGAAGAUUUUGUUGAUGAUAUCGCUGACGAAGAUUUAUUGCCGGAUAUUUUGGAGCAGAAACCUUUGGAAACUGAUGGGAUUGAAUCAGUUAUUAUUGUCGAUGGAAUACCUCAAGUUGAAGCCGACCGUUUUGAAAAACUUAAUAACCUAAUUAACAAGCUGUUCGGUAAAGUCGGCCCUAUUGUUAACAAAUAUUACCCUAAAACUGAAGCUGGAGUAACUAAAGGGUUCAUUUUCUUGGAGUACAAUAAUAAAUUAAGCGCAGCAGCAGCAAUAAAAGCUUUGAAUAACUACAAACUUGAUAAACAGCAUACUUUUAAAGUUAAUUUAUUUACGGACUUCAAGAAGUUUGAAAAUAUACCGAAAGAUUGGGAACCACCAAAACCCCAACCUUACAGUGCAGUUCAAGAUCUGCAUUAUAAUUUAUUAGAACCUGAUGCGUAUGAUCAGUUCGCAGUUCUUUCAGGAAACGGUGCUGCAGUGUCAGUACAAGUUUGGUUGAACUCAGCGCCAGAACCAACUCUUGUCGAAGAACGUCGACGAUGGACCGAGACGUAUUUCAAGUGGUCACCAUUGGGAACUUACAUGGCGACAUUCCACGAACGUGGAGUCGUUCUCUGGGGUGGUUCGAAAUUCAAGCAAGUAGCGCGAUUUAGUCAGUUUGGAGUUGAAUGUAUUGAUUUCUCUCCACGCGAGCGAUACUUAGUUACUUUUACUCCGCGAAUGGAUGGUGGUCCUGAUCAAAAACGUCUUGUUAUCUGGGAUAUUCUUACGGGAAAUGAAAAACGUUCAUUCUUCCCCGAUGGAUUAUCCGUUUGGCCGAUCUUCCGCUGGUCUCACGACGACAAGUAUUUGGCUUGUAUGGGUGAAGACAUUUUGAGUGUUUACGAGACUCCGUCGUUUGGUCUUUUGGAUAAAAAAAGUAUUAAAACUGUAGGAAUACGUGACUUCAGUUGGUCACCAACUGAUAAUGUUGUUGCUUACUGGGUACCUGAAGACAAAGAUGUUCCUGCUCGUGUAACACUUUUAGAAAUACCCAGUCGUAAUGAAAUAAGAAAUAAAAAUCUAUUCAAUGUUGCCGACUGCAAGAUCUUUUGGCAAAAAUCUGGUGAUUAUUUGUGUGUCAAGGUUGAUCGAUUUUCGAAGAAAAAAGAAAAAACUGAACAAAAGUACACGGGAAUGUCUUACAAUUUUGAAAUAUUCCACAUGCGUGAGAAACAAAUUCCAGUGGAUAGUGUUGAGAUGAAAGAACCUAUUCAUGCUUUUGCUUGGGAACCAGUUGGUAAUAAGUUUUCAAUAAUUCAUGGCGAGGUACCGAAUGUGAGUGUGAGUUUCUAUGAAGUUAGAUGUGGACAUCAACCAGCAUUGCUAAAAAAAUUAGAGAAGAGAGCGUGCAAUCACUUAUUCUGGUCACCUGCUGGACAAUUUGUCGUCUUGGCUGGAAUGACAACGAUGGCCGGUGCAUUGGAAUUUGUUGAUACCAAUGAUUUUACAAUUAUGAAUACUACUGAUCAUUAUCAAGUAUCUGAUAUCGAGUGGGAUCCAACUGGUAGAUACGUUGUCACGGCUGUGUCUAAUUGGAAAACAAGUGUAGAUAAUGCCUACUGGAUUUGGACAUUCCAAGGUCGUAUUUUGAAGCGUGUCAACCUUAAUGCCUUCAAUCAAUUACUUUGGCGACCUCGUCCUCCUACUCUAUUGACUGCUGAACAGAUAAAGGACAUUAAAAAGUCUCUUAAAAAAUACUCAUCUCAAUUCGAGAGCAAGGAUAAGAUGCGUAUGACACGGGCUUCCAAGGAAGUACUCGAAAAACGUCGUGCUAUGAUGGAGGCAUUCAAUGAGUACCGAGAAAAGCGUAGUGAAGAAUGGAAAAACCAGAAGAAACGUCGUAUGGAUCUCCGUUGUCACAUUGAUACUGACAAUCUUGAUUCAGAUACUAAAAAUGUUGAAGAAGAAGUUGUUGAAUUCUUUGUUAAAGAGGAAGUUAUUCUACUGGAUUAGUAAUAAAUAUCCUAGCGGGUUGACUUUUUAACAAAAUAUAAAUAAUAACACUUGCGAUUUAUUUUUACUGAUUAUUAUUUCAAAAUACAAUUUACAUUAUUUUUUUUUCGAGGAUAUUUUGUUUAAAAAUAACACGUGGCGUCGUGCUAAUAUAGUGUAAGCUGCGAUUGUAAUUUAAAUAAUUAAAAUAAUCUGUUGAAUCAAAAAAUUUUGUAAUAUUUCUAAUAAAAUAAUUAAAACUUUAA
Microplitis mediator is the source of this 2537-nucleotide messenger RNA. Its product is annotated as eukaryotic translation initiation factor 3 subunit B-like. Gene Ontology annotation, cellular component: eukaryotic translation initiation factor 3 complex. Gene Ontology annotation, molecular function: translation initiation factor activity; RNA binding; translation initiation factor binding. The record is from RefSeq and is a predicted model, not a curated record. The transcript is spliced from 3 exons. NCBI's taxonomy places the organism in Eukaryota, Metazoa, Arthropoda, Insecta, Hymenoptera, Braconidae. Gene Ontology annotation, biological process: translational initiation. Bases 193 to 2292 code for a protein of 699 amino acids.